This is a messenger RNA of Fusarium coffeatum, 2052 nucleotides long. RefSeq lists its product as uncharacterized. Gene Ontology annotation, cellular component: RSC-type complex. The transcript has 6 exons. Gene Ontology annotation, molecular function: protein binding. Bases 1 to 2052 code for a protein of 683 amino acids. The record is from RefSeq and is a predicted model, not a curated record. Gene Ontology annotation, biological process: chromatin remodeling. NCBI's taxonomy places the organism in Eukaryota, Fungi, Ascomycota, Sordariomycetes, Hypocreales, Nectriaceae.
AUGGAAAGCAAACGCAAGGCCAAUGGGGCCUCCUCGGCUGAGAACGAUGACAGAAGCUCUAAGCGUCGUAGACUUACUAACGAUUUUGAUCUUUCCAAAGGCGAGACCGCAGAGUCUACAACAGCUUUUGGGUUGUCUUUUCUGGAACACCUUCGGAAAACUGCCGACAAAAGUGGCCGUCUAGUCGCAACCAACUUCGAAGAGCUACCUCCCCGCGAUGAAAACGAUGAAUAUUACGAAAAGACGCGCAUGCCCAUCUCGUUAUCGAUGAUCGAGACCAAACUAAACAACGGCGAAUUCAAAGAUCUCUCCGAGCUAGAGGGUUACUUCAAACGUAUGAUCAGCAACGCGAAGGAAUUCUAUUCUCGAAACACUCCAGAAUUCGAAGAUGCGGAACGAAUCAGAAAGGCCGUCAGCAAUUACAUGACCAAAACGAACCCAGCAUAUGAAGUUCGUGGUUACCAGGCCUUGCCGACUCCGUUCCCUGAUGAAGAUGGUGAGGAAGGUGGUGAGGAUGAUGGCGAGGCCGAGGAGGACGAUGAGGAUGAAGACAAUGAAGACGAGCCUGAAGAUGACGAAGAAAAAGAAGACGACGAAGACGAUGAGGAAGAAGAAGAGGAAGAAGAGCGGCCAUCUCGCAGACGAACCACCAUCACCCUCAAGCGAAAGGGCCCCGACCGUACGCCAGCCAGAAGAGCCUCAACAAGAGGUAAAGAGACGCCAAAGCCAGCAGCGCCCGCGGCAAAGCCCGACCACCAGUACGAAAAUGUGCCCUACAAGGGCUUGUCUUUCCAGCAAGCACAGGAGAAGCUCGUUGAAGAGCUUAUACGUCGUGAAGACCCAGGAUAUGAUGGUCCUUACUUCGAAGCUUUUGUUAAUCUACCGCCUCGCACCCUGAAGGAAUACUAUAAAGUCAUCAGCGACCCCAUGUCACUCAGAAAGUUGCAGCGGGCAACAAGGGGCAUGCAUGGUCGAGGUGGUAGCACAGGUAUCAGCGAUUUCAAGUCCUGGGCUGCUUUUGAGGAGAGAGCAAAACUGCUUUGGACCAAUGCCUACUUUUUCAACGAGGAGGGUAGCGAAAUCUACACUGUCGCACAAGAACUUGAGGAGUUCUUUUACGAACAAUUCAAACAAGCACGGGCUGACGUCCCUGAACCCGCGCAACCAAAGAUUAAACUCAAGGUAGGCGGAACCAGUGAUACCCCGACACCGGGCCCCAAGAAAAUUACCAUCCAUGUUGGAGGCCAGCGGGAUUCUGCAGAUUCGCCAGCGCCUGCUCAGCAAAAAGACAUGGCAAACGGUCUCAACGUAAACGGUACAACGCGCACUUCUACACCGGCUCUGGCUGUCAACCCCCAGCUGGAAAAGGCCAGAAGUGCUUCUGUCCUCUCUGCUGCUCCAUCUCCAAGCCCAUCUACACAAGCAGCCACGAAAGAAGAAUCCGCCCCUGUCGCAUCGCCGGCCGUCGUGCCACAACCACAGAACCCUCAACAAGCAGGCCAGGCUACAACUAUGGUUCCUACAGCCGCAACCGGUCCCGUUUUUGCUCCCAUUCCUAUCGCGCCACCUCAGCCAAUAACCAAUCCCUUGGUUAACGGUUAUAUGGACCAGAAACACCCUCGUCGACCCGGUAAAGGUGUUGAUGAUGCUCUCAUCGAAACCGUCAAGAUGCAAGUUCACCCAACCCUUCAGUCCCACAGCCCUAUACUAGCGACGGUCAAGCCAAACCCCAAGGAGAUGGAACAGUUUGCUACUGUCAACCUAGCGUCCCAUCUCACACGAAUCCUUGUCGUUACCGCGAUACCCAACCACUUGCAAAACAGACAGUACAGCUUGUGGACAUUAGUGAACAAGCAACCUCUCAAGCCCAUCCACCAUCAAGCUCCUGGCCAGCAGCCCCACGAGCGCGCAUUUGAGGCCAUGCUGCAUCAGGGAAUCAAUACCAUUGAGACACAUCUCAUUGCCGCUAUUCCUCGGGAGGAGCGGGUCCCAGGAGGUCCAGAGGUUGAGCUUGAAGUGUUCACCAUCACCGCCAACGUGCUGCGGAACUAG